This is a messenger RNA of Ectocarpus siliculosus, 1065 nucleotides long. NCBI's taxonomy places the organism in Eukaryota, Phaeophyceae, Ectocarpales, Ectocarpaceae. The record is from the annotation of a GenBank genome assembly.
AUGUCCGAGCUAUCAGGACCGUCUGCUGCGCCACUGGCGAGGAUGAUAGCAGCCUUCGUUGCGUCACGCGCGGGCCGACCACCGUCGGCCAGCAGCCGAGAUGGCGGCGGCGGCAUCAGAGAUCGCGGCACCAGAGCAGCUGCGAUGUCGUCGUUGCCGUACGGCCUUUGGCGCGACAGAGGCGGCACACUUGACAUCACGAGUGCGCAGAACCCUAAGGUCAAGCUCAUGAGGUCCUUCCAUAAGCGACGGACCCGCGACGACGGUGGAAAAAUCUUGGCCGAAGGCCACCGGCUGGUGUGCGACCUCAUCGAAGGCGGCCUCACUCCGACCCUGGUCAUCGUGUCCCCUGAGGCCCUGCGCGCGUCCCCGGGCCCCCGGCUGCAGGCCGCAUUGGAAACCCUCUCGGCAGACGUCGUCGCCGUCGCCCCCGCGGAAGUCGUCCAGCGGUGCUGCGACACGGUCACGUCGCAGGGGGUGGUGGCGCUGGUAGAGAGGCCGGUGCUACCCCUGCCGCCGACCCUGCAGACGGUGUUGAUUUGCGACGGCAUUCAGGACCCAGGCAACCUCGGGACCCUCGUUCGGACAGCGGCGGGUUUGGGAGCAGACGCCGUGGUGCUGACAGGUUCGUGUGUAGACUACUGGGCGCCGAAGACCGUUCGUGCGUCCAUGGGGGCUUCGUUCCGACUGCCGUCCCUGAGGCUGGAGUCUUGGCAAGAGGUCGUAGAGUUGAUGCGGGCGCGUGGCAUCCGCAUGUACGCAGCCGAUGGGGGCGCGAGACUGUCGCACUUCGACGCCGACUGGACCUCUCCAAGCGCCCUCGUCGUCGGCGCGGAGGCAAGGGGUCUCAGCGACGCCGCGAGGCUAGAGCUGGAGAGCGGGGGCAUCGCGGGGGUCAGCGUGCCCCUGGAGGGGGGGGUGGAGUCGUUGAACGCGGCGGUGGCGGGCGCUAUUGUACUAGGCGAGGCGCAGCGGCAGCGUUUGGUGGCGGAGAGGCACGAUGGGAUUGGGGGGGGGAGAGGGGUGACGGGAGAUGGCGAGUUGUCGGGGGCAGUCUCGCAAUGA